AUUUCUUGCUGUUGGAUUACUUCUCUCCAGUCAGGGUGUGAAUGUGUUUGCAUCUUUGCAUCAGAGUGAAUGAAUGUAAAAAGUUUUGUGUGAAGUUUGAAUGUGAUUGAAAGUGCUUUUAGACAUGGAAACAUCCUUUGCUGUGAGCUCUCUUCUCCUGGCCCUGCUCCUCUCUCUCCAUCUGCAAUGCAACCUCCUUGUUGGGGCCGCAAUGGACUCCUGCUUUGAUGAGGAGGGCGCCCAGAGCCGUUGCAUGCCUAAGUUUGAGAACGUGGCCUUCAAUCGUACUGUGGUGGCAUCCAACGUGUGUGGCGUCCCACCUGAGGACUACUGCAUGCAGACCGGCUCCACGCGCUCAUGCCACCGCUGCGACGCCUCAGAUCCAGACCAGAGCCACAAUGCCAGCCUCCUGACAGACUUCCACAGGAAUGAGGAGCCCACAUGGUGGCAGAGCCAGUCCAUGUACUAUGGUAUCCAGCACCCCAGUUCUGUCAACAUCACCCUAAACCUGGGGAAGGCUUUUGAGAUAACCUAUAUACGAUUGAAAUUCUACACCAGUCGGCCGGAGAGCUUCGCCAUCUACAAGCGCACGGCAGAAGAUGGGCCCUGGUUGCCUUACCAGUUCUACAGCGCCUCUUGUGAGAAGACCUACGGGAAGGAUGCCAAUGCCUACAUUCGCCCAGGAGAUGAUGAGAGGACCGCGUUAUGUACGGAUGAGUUCAGUGACAUCUCUCCCCUCACUGGAGGAAACGUGGCCUUCUCCACCCUGGAGGGACGGCCCAGUGCAUACAACUUUGACCAAAGCUUGGUGUUGAAGGAAUGGGUGACAGCCACUGACCUGCUCAUCUCUUUGGACAGGCUUAACACCUUUGGAGACGAGUUCUUCAAGGACGCUAAAGUGUUGCGCUCGUACUUCUAUGCCAUCUCUGAUUUCUCUGUGGGCGGCAGAUGUAAGUGUAACGGUCACGCCAGCGAGUGCGUUGAGUUGGACCAGCGGGGCCUGGUGUGUUCUUGCCAACAUCACACGGUGGGAGACGACUGCCAGAGAUGUCACCCCUUCUACCAAGACAGACCCUGGGCCAGGGCCACUGGGGACUCUGCCAACGAGUGUCUGAAGUGUAACUGCAGUGGGAGGUCGGACGAGUGCGUGUUUGACAUGGAGCAGUACCGGAGCACUGGCAGCGGGGGUCGCUGUGUGAGCUGCAGAGACAACACUGAUGGGCCCCAUUGUGAGCGCUGCAGAGAGGACCACUACAGGAAUUCUGAUGAAGAGCCCUGCCUGCCAUGCAACUGCAAUAGUAAUGGUUCAGUGAGUCUGCAGUGUGAUGUAGAAGGAAGGUGUGCGUGUCGAGAUGGCGUGACAGGGGAGAAGUGUGACACAUGUCGGGCUGGCUUUCACUCGCUUGGCCCUGGCGGCUGCAGGCCGUGCGAGUGUGACCCCAGCGGCAGCGUGGACGUCUGCUCUCCUCUGGAUGGACGUUGCUACUGUAAGGCCAACGUGGAGGGGCACAGCUGUGACAGAUGCAAACCAGGCUCUUUCAACCUACAACAAGACAACCUAGCAGGAUGCCAGGCGUGUUUCUGCUUCGGACACUCUCUGGCCUGCUCCUCGUCCGAUCACCACGCCGCUGUCAGCAUCACUUCUGACUUCAUUGAAGAUCAGGACGGCUGGUUGGGAGAGUUCUCCGGAGGGCAGUUGUACCCCCUGCUGUGGAAGGAAGGUGAAGUCUACCUGCUUCCUCUUACCGAGGAAGACAUCGGCUUCUACAAAGCCCCCGAGAAAUUCCUGGGUCAUCAAGUCCUCAGCUACGGCCAGCUCCUCUCCAUCACCUUCACCUCCGAGACCGCCGAGCUGCUCCCCUACCACGUCACCUUGCUCCUCCAAGGCUCUGGAGUCACCCUAUCUGCCGACCUUUCACCCCAGCCGGUGCUUGACCAUGACCCCGGCCUCACAUCGCGGCGCUCCUUCGUUGUCAGGCUUCAUGAAAAUGAGGUGAGAUUCAAACCUCUGUUGUCUGCCUUUAAGUUCCAACAACUUCUUUACAACCUGACAGCUUUCAGAAUCAGCAACGCCGGAGGACAGAACUACACGUCGCAGCUCGCGGGGGUAACCCUGACCUCGGCUUUCAUCUCCUCCGGUCCAGCCGCCCCUCCCGCCCCGUGGGUGGAGUCUUGUUCCUGUCCCCCGGGGUUUGUAGGCCAGUUUUGCGAGCGCUGUGCCCCGGGAUUCACCCGGGAGGACUCCGGCAGAGGGCCUCUCUCAACAUGUGUGCCAUGCAACUGCCACCAGCAUGGAACAUGUCAUCCAGAGACGGGUGUGUGUGAGUGCUCUGACUUCACCACUGGGAUGACCUGCAAGCGCUGCCUGGAUGGUUACUAUGGCAACGCUUUGAUUGGCACGCCCGCUGAUUGUCAGCCUUGCCCUUGCCCAGGCCGUACCAGCUGUGCCGAAAUUGCAGAGAAAAGACAGGUGGUCUGUACCAACUGCCCUGCAGGACAGACAGGGAUGCGAUGUCAGAUGUGUGAAGAUGGUUACUAUGGUGACCCCCUGGGACAAUCUGGUGCAGUUCGACCGUGUACCAGAUGCGACUGCAAUGGCAACGUGGACUUCAACGCGUUGGGAAUAUGCGACCACAUGACUGGGCGAUGUCUGAAAUGCCUGAGACACACAGAGGGCGACCAGUGCCAACGCUGCCAGCGGGGUUUCUACGGCGACGCCCUGAACCAGACAGCUGGCCAGAAGUGCAAGCAGUGCAGCUGCCAUCAAGGCGGAACCUCUGGGCAUGUAAAUGAAUGCCAUCCUCAGUCUGGAGAUUGCCAGUGCCUUGGUCAUGUGACCGGACGGGACUGCAGUAAUUGUGAAGUUGGCUUCUUCAACCUCCAACCAGGCGUAGGAUGUGAGAGGUGCAAGUGUAACCCGAUUGGCUCAUCCUCCAUCGCGUGCCAUCCAAUCACAGGGCACUGCGUGUGUCGAGCAGGAGUGGACGGGAGGCUGUGUGAUUCUUGCCGUGCAGGCUUCUUUGGAUUCUCGUCACGAGGUUGCAGAGCCUGUAACUGUGACCCAAUGGGUUCCAUUUCAAUGCAGUGUCACGGUAAUGGUACCUGCCACUGCCGCCAGGGCUUUGUGGGUUAUAAGUGUGACAAAUGUGAGAUGAACUACUUCCACAACAGGGCCACACACCAGUGUGAGGAAUGCCCAGUUUGCUAUGGCCUUGUCAAGAAACAGGCAGAAAAGAUGAAGACUCGCCUGCAGGAUUUGGAGAAGCUGCUGGCUCACUUUGAUUGCAGAGGUAGAUUUGGGAAGCAGCAACACCUGCUGAAGUAUCACAUGGCCCGGCUUUAUGAGCAUGAGCACCAGAGGGAGGAUUCUCUACCCAACGCUCUGGAGGAUUUUCUGGCAUUCCAAGAAGCUCGGGAGGCCUUCAUAAAACAAUUUUCCUUGCUGGAAGCUUCCACAGGCACACUCUUAGCCCAGCUGCAUGGCAUUACAUCCACUUUGAACUGCAGCAUCAGCAUGACGGAGGAAGAGGGGAAGGAGAGGAGGAAGGAUGAAGGAAGCAAGGCUGUUUGUCAGACGUUCACAGAGACUACGUUCAUGGUCAGAGCGUCUCAGAAACAGCUAAAGCAGGCAACACUGGACCUGGACAACAUGAUCAUUCCUUUUGAGGUGGUGUCAGAACCCAACAAAUGGAACGUUUUGGUCAAUGACUCGCAGGCCCUAAUGAAAAGUCACAGAGAAACAGCGGACCACAUUGAGGCCAUAGCCAGCAAGGCGGCAAGAGCCUCAGAGCAGACCUUCGCUUUCCUGAUGGAUCUACUGCAGGACAACUCCACAGAGGAGUACAUCAGGAACCUAACGGAGCAAAUAACACAAAUGCAGCAGCAGAAGGUGAACCUGAGAGCACGGGUGAAUGAAACGGUAGCCAAACAGCUGGCCCUGGAGGAGGAAGCUGCUGGUUUAAAGCUUGCCCUGGGUAACAUCACAUCAUCCUUACAUCAGUUGGCUCUGACAGAUGCCAGCCCAUCACCCGAGCAUGACCAAACGCGGCUCAACCAAACACGUCCAACCAACCGUACAACAGAGGAUCUGCUAAAACAAAAAGAAGAGAUGGACCAGCAGAUUCAGACCAAAGACAAACUCAUCAGUAAGAUCACAGAGGAGAUGGAGCCUCUCAAACAGACUGCCAGUAAGAAACUGGAGGAGGCGUAUGACAUUAGGGAGCUGCAAGCUCACAUUCAGGGGGUAAAGGUCACGGCUUUGUCGUCCGUGGUGGCGGGGAAAGAGGUGGAAUCUGACGCCAUCGCCCUGCACAGAGAACUAGAUUACAUGGUGAGGGAGUGGCCCCGUCGGCAAAGCCAGACCAGAGCUGCUAUAAAGAAGGAAAGACCCCUGGAGGGAAAGGUUCUAGCUGAUGUCAGGAAAAAGGUCUCCCAGAUUGAGAAGAUGCUAAAACCUGUGCUGGAAAACUCCAGCCUCUCCCGCAACACCACAAAGGAGGCGGAACGGACAGCACAUGCUGUGGCAAAGGAAUCCAAAGCCAUUCUGACCCAGGCCAAGCAUACCAGGACUGCAUCCGCUCACCUUAGCUCCCAUAUAGACUCUGCUUUACAACAGCUGGCUAAGCAGGAGAUGCUAACUGACACAGUCAACUCCCAGAUCACCUCAGAGCCUGAGGUGUCCCUGACCAGCGUUAUGGAAGACAUGGAAGCAGCCAAGCUCCAGUUAAAGGCCUAUUCUGUUACACUAACCGAGCUAAUCAGCAAGAUUGAUGUGAACGUGCCGCUGGAGCGCUAUGACCGGAUCUUGGAUGAGACAGCGCGCCGCCUGAGCAUGCUUCGCGGGAGCGUCGAGAGCCCGACGCUGGGCUCCAAGAUCCAGAAGCUGCAAUCGGCCGCCAAGGAGCAGCACAGCAGGAUGUCCUUCAUUGAACAGGACUUACAGGAGAUCAGGGAGGAGAGAGACAGUCUCAGGGACAUCGCCUUAAACCUGCCUCGGUCCUGCCCCGAGGCCACAGGAGCAGGUAAAGGCUAGGUACUGUAGAUGACGGGCACUGGGUCAUGAUUAGACAGCUGAACAUCUUAGAAGUCUGAGGAUUUCGUUUAUAAAAAAGGGGCUAGGCAGUUUAUUUUUUUAUUCUGCUUCAAAAAUUGCAGUUAUAUCCUUAAAUUCUUCCCUUUUUUCAAGCUUCUGCACCAAGGAACAUUUUAUUUUACCACCUUGAUACACUGUCUCACACACACUCCCAUUCGAAGCCGUGGACUUCUCCACUGUCUCCCAUGAUUUAUACCCAAUCUUUUUUUUUUCCCCCUUAAUUUCCUUUUCCCUCUCAACAACAUCAGAACUUGAAUUUCAUCAUGAAUAAUAAAGCAGCCGUUUCUGAACUGCUAGAGUGCCCUGUCAAUUUUAAAAACAAUGCUGAUUUUCCUUUGUCGGGGUAAAAGGUGUGUCUGAGUGCUCCUCCAGACUGACACAUUCAUUUACACUUGAGCUCUCUUUCAUCAGCCUGGCUUAAUUAACAAUUAGUCCCCUUGGCCUCAUUGGGGUUCAGGUCAGGCUUCAAGAGCACAUAAACCUGUGUUUGGGAUUCUUACAGUGCCUACCUCUCUGUUUUUGUGGUGACUAUUAAAUGGUCAAUAUCCAUUGUCUUGGGGGUCACAGUCUUGGUCACACUGUCCGUCUUCUGAUGACCAAAAUGUAAAAGCUAAUUACCUUUGUAUUGUCAAUAUGACUCGUGGAGUGAUGGUUUACCAAAAUGAUGUAAGAUAGACAAUUUUCUGUUUUUAAUAAUGUUGAAUAUCUGAUCAGGAAUCAGAUUUAGACAAAUGGUGUCAUCCGUCCAGUUCAUGUUAUACAUCUACAUCUACUAAUAGUAAUUAUUUUGAUUAUGUAAGGCGUUCACAUAGAAAUCAGUACAAAAUAAAGUAUACUUGAAAGGGCCAUUUUGCAUAUUACAAUGUCUAUUAUUUUACUGGAUACUAUUGUACAACAGUGGUAUGCACAAUGGAAAUAAAAGAGCU
Molecule: messenger RNA, 6018 nt
Organism: Anoplopoma fimbria (sablefish)
Lineage: Eukaryota; Metazoa; Chordata; Actinopteri; Perciformes; Anoplopomatidae
Gene: lamc3
Product: laminin, gamma 3
Exons: 28
Coding region: 125-5032 (1635 amino acids)
Source: RefSeq, a predicted model, not a curated record